Messenger RNA from Alosa sapidissima (American shad), 3104 nucleotides. It is a transcript of the gene cabp1a, whose product is annotated as calcium binding protein 1a. The transcript has 7 exons. Gene Ontology annotation, molecular function: calcium ion binding. The record is from RefSeq and is a predicted model, not a curated record. The coding region runs from base 269 to 1462 and encodes 397 amino acids. Lineage: Eukaryota; Metazoa; Chordata; Actinopteri; Clupeiformes; Clupeidae.
GCUGUACCCACACACAUCUCUACGCGACCUGUACAAUAGCGGUCCAGCGUUGCCGAGCUAUCAGGUGGCAGAGGCCAACUUUUAAAAGGCUUCUUUGGUCGCAUCAUGCUCCGCCAAAAAUGUCAGAGCGAGACUAUAUUGCCACUGCCACGGCACUGCAAUCUCGUUCAUUCGACUUAAUCGUUGAAGUACAAUGAUGUGUCUUCAAAGAGACGACUCAUCAGCCUCCGUGUAAACGCUGACGAAACUGAUCAACUGACAAGCAAGGAUGAGCUUCUCGCUCCCGAAAAGCGAAUCGACAAUCUCCUUGCUGAGAUCAUCUGCCGCAAACCGAAGAUCCACACAUCUCCCCGAGCCUGGCGGAGCCCGGCGGGCUCAGCAUCGUUCCCCUACGGUCCAGGUAGCUGGCAGCGCUGCCGCGGAGGAGUCGUUCUGGUCGGCUGAAUGCGAUGCUAGUUCGCGAAGACCCCUGUGUCACCCCUCAGUCAUCGGUAAUCGGGAUAGCUCAGCAAGGCGUGGGACGAACAGCCAGUCUCAACACCAUCGCAAUUCCCACGCUCCCCUGCUCACAGCGCACAGCCAAGAGGACUUCCCGGAGAGGCAGGAUGCCAGCCGAGGAGGAGGGAGGGAGCACAACAAGACAUCCAGACACUCGCAUCGCCACCACCGCCACCACCAUCACCAUCAUCACCACCAUCACAGAGGUGCGCGGGAUGACCCGCCUUCGGAGCAGCGACCCAAGUACUCUAAUUCGCCUCGAAUGCCCAGUCGGACCCAGUCCUUUACCGAGGGUUCGGAUGAGGCGGCGUUUUUCUUUGAUUCACGCCAACACACCCGACCAAGUUCGUCCUCAAGCGUGGAGAUAUGCGCGCAGUCUUCGGCGUCAUCAUCACCGGUCCCCGCAUCCUCCAGCAGGUCCUCUCGCCGAUCCGGGAGAUCCAGCGCAGCAUCCUCUGAAUCUGACUUUAAUUUGCGUCCAAUUCUUAACUCCCUUUUUGGACAGGACAGGGAGCUGAGGCCAGAGGAGAUUGAUGAGUUGCGUGAAGCCUUCAGGGAAUUUGAUAAAGACAAGGAUGGCUUCAUUGGCUGCAAGGACUUAGGAAACUGUAUGAGGACAAUGGGCUACAUGCCAACGGAGAUGGAGCUUAUUGAACUUAGCCAGCAGAUCAACAUGAACUUGGGAGGCCAUGUGGAUUUUGAUGACUUUGUAGAGCUCAUGGGUCCAAAACUACUAGCCGAGACAGCAGACAUGAUCGGUGUGAAGGAACUCAGAGAUGCUUUUAAGGAGUUUGACACCAAUGGAGAUGGAGAGAUCAGCACCUCAGAGCUGAGAGAGGCCAUGAGGAAGCUGUUGGGACAGCAGGUUGGUCAUAGAGAUUUGGAGGAUAUCCUGCGGGACAUUGAUUUGAAUGGUGAUGGUAGAGUGGACUUUGAGGAAUUUGUCCGCAUGAUGUCCCGUUGAGAGAUGGAAGCCUCGAUCAGACCUCAUGUUCCAUGUUGCGUUGCGUGUUUCUCCUCCUCCGGGAGAGGCACCUGAGCCUUGCAAAUCUGAGCCAGCUUUCCAUAAAAGUCAGAACUGGAACCACAACAACAUGAAUAUGAAAGGAUGAUACAAGUUUCAUGUCUUCUUCCUCUCUCUCUCUCUCUCUCUCUCUCAAGAAUCAACUUCAAGAAUCACUUUCUCUUCUGUAGCAAGUUUUCAGCACCUUUUUUUUGUUCCAUUGAACUCCAUGGAUACUGCAUCCAAUCAUCUGUUUGUAUGACCUUCAUGGAGUGGUGACAUCCAUCUAUAAAAAGGCAAUAUGAUGUUCUGUGAUGACCUGUGGUGUUCUUGUCAGUGUAGGCCGAUUGACACAUGUUUGUGUAUCCUACUAUAUGCAAGGCAUAGGCACUUAUUGGGGAAAUUGUUUUUGAAACGGAGCCUCUGCCAGUGAUGUUCAUGUGUCAUUCUCUGUAUAUCCCAGUGGUGUCUUGAACUUCUCCGAUGCUUCGAAUGAGAAAAGGUCUCCCUUGUGCACCUUUCACUAAACCACCGCAAAUUUAAACCAUGUACUUACACUGUGUCAGUAAAGGAAGUGCUGAAGAGAAGGUUUUGUUAAGCAAACCAAUGUAGUCCUUUUACCUUAAAAUAAUGGCUUCAAACUCAUUUUGAGUUUGAGACUAGAAUCUCUGAUAUUGCCGAUGCACCCCUGGAAUGGCUGGUAUUUAACAUUCUUGUUACGGGUAGAUGCAUGGCCCUUUUUUAAAGUUUUAGACAAAUUGGGUAGCCCUGUAGUGCUAAAUGGACCCAUGUUCAAAAUUGUUGAAAAGGGGAAUUCCUACAUCGUGUUACAUCUGUUAAGGGUAUUUGGUCUGCAACAAAUUUGUUCCAGACUGACAGCUGUCCUAUUAUUUCUGGUUUAACACUGAUGUCAGUGUAGAAGCAUAGUAAAGCCUAGAGAUAAAGUAAUGUCCUUGAAGAAGUUUAGAUAGAUAGAUAGAUAGAUAGAUACUUUAUUGAUCCCCAGGGGAAAUUCAAGGUUCAAAGAAAUUCAAGUUCAAGGUUUAAGAAAGUCAUGUUCAGUUUAAGAAAGUAAUACCUGCAUUGCCCCUCGUAUGCAACAUGCCAGCUGAUUUCACACAGUAGCUUACCUGUUAGUUCAGGAUUGUGCUAUGUUGCAAAUGGCACUGAUGGCACUCACCGUUUGUAAUCUGCCUGUUUAAACUCAACCUGUUUUCCCAGGUGUUCUGCACAAGUCUGUCAUGGUUGUGGUUUAAUUUAUCUCCACUUAAAAUGCUGGAUCCUAUGGAUGUGGAUGCAAGCAGACCUCUGACAGCCUAAGUCUCACAUUUAAAAGAGCCCGGACAUUUGAGCAUGUUCUCAUUACGUGUUUGACGAUUAUUGUGUCUAGUUCGUGCCUGAAUGUCAGUCUCUGUCCAACUCAAUGUUUGUUCCAUGUGAACAGUGUUGAACCCAGUCUGUUAGUUUCUUUGUUUUUCUGCAUGCCAAAAAAUUAGGGUAAUUUGCACUCAUGUAUAAAAUAGUUAAUUUUAAUACAUUGUAUCUAAAAUAAUCUAAUGUAAAUAAACCUUUACGUUUCAGUUGUCCCUUUUCUGUCUUUGAA